AUGGAACAUCCCUCUAAAAUAAUAGUUUCAACAGAGAGAGACGAGGAAUUUGAGAAGGCCCGCAUCAAACGCCUCCGAGGAGAUUUCGAACAAGAUUAUCUAGCAUUCAAAGAUGAGGUGCUUGAGAUCGCCGGGAAGGUAAACGGUCUUGGUUCAUCACGAUUCGCAGUUGGUCGCCAGAAGCUCUAUCAAGUCACACCAGGCGGUCCGAGAAAUCUCGAUUUGGAUGACAACUCUCUGUGUAGACAUAAACCUUCACCGCCACCAAAUAUGGCGAAAAUGAGCGUGUUAACAGGAAAAAAGGAUCUGGCAUCCCAGUUGUCAAAGUUGGGAGGCUUAGAGAAUUCUCGCUUUUCUCCUAAGGUUCACGACAAUACCAUCAAUAAAUUCAACUGUCAAAAUAGUUCCGUGGAGAGUGCAUUCAAGGCAAAGGCGACCAUCUCUACCCCAACCAAGCCGAAGAGUAGAUCUCCUUCUUUGAGUGGUUCAGCCAAGUCUUUCACACCUCGGACUCUCGAAGGAUCACCUUCUAGUGGCGGCGGUGGUGUUUCAUUGGCUCCAUGCUCAACCACCGCUGUCAAAGGUGGUACAUUCAAGAAGCCAACUCCUGAGAAGUUGAUGGAGCAGAGGCUCAUGGCGGACUUUCACAAGCGCAUGGGUAAAUCUCAAAAUGCCAAUUCACCCAGAGUCGACAGCGCCAAUGAGGUCAUCAUGGUCCCAGUCUUGUCUCCUGCUGCUGUUGUCCCAGAUGCCAAAGCAAACACUACAGUUAAUGAAAACAUCUCAGUCGCAAGCCAAGAGCUCUUUGUUGCUAUUGGUUCUGUUGCACCAUCUUCUAUCCCAGCUACACACAUCACCAGCUCUGCGGUGCAAGCUUCAGUUACUGGUGGUGUAAGUAGUGAGUCGUUCCCACUGACUGCUCCUACCCAGACAGUCAUCUCUGGCCGUUCCCUGAUGAGGGAAGAUGAGUUUAUGAGAAUGCUACUUAAGGAUAAACAAGAGAGGGAUUUGAAGAGAAAGUCUGUCGCUACUUCAAAAUCAAUAACCCAUAGCGAAAAUCUCAAGGUGAAUACACAGCAAUUGAAAUCCGAUUCACCCCCUUCUUCCCCGAAUGAGUCUCCGCUUUCCCUGCAGCUCCAAACCUCUACAGAUGAGGAAGUCAACUCGAACAACAACAAUACUUUUGAGCACAAGUUAGAAUCCCCCAGUACUGAAAAGCCGACCUUUCCACAAAGACAGAACUCACACACAAAAAUGUCGAAUAAGCCUCUAAUACCUGCACCAGUCAACUCAUGGACCACUGCAAAGUUGACUCAAGGCAAGACUCUAAGCAAAGCAGAUGAAGACUUCCAAACAUUCAUUACGAAAAAAGCGGCUGCAGAUGCGGAGGUACGAGCACAACAACAAACUGUGUCACCUAUAUCACCAAAGCCUGCCCCAAGAAAGCCAACACAGGCCGAAGCAAAUGCAGAAAAGCGCAAGCUAGCUGCUGGAACAGCCGAUUUCAGUGCGUUUCUUGCUCGCCGCUUUGCAGAUCCCCCCAUCAUCAAAAAGGAAAACAUCUUGAUUGCAAAUCCUUUCGCCGAGAAAGUUGUUAGUGUGAUGAGCACGAUUGAUGAUAAUCAUACAAAUACUGCUAUCAGUUUGGCUGCUUUGAAGGUCGAAUCCUCUCAGGACAAAAUUUCCCACGUUGCUGUUCACAGUUUCGCACCAAAGGAGAAACAGGCUGCCAUUCUUACCAACACACAAGUCAACGAUACAUUGAAUGGAAAGCUUGUGGAUAACUUAAACCAAGCUGUUAGCUUAGUCUCCUCGCCUCCAUUCUGGUCAAUCUCUAGCUUUUCUGACGUUGGCGAUAAGUUGAAAAAAGCCGACAUUGGUACAGAAUCCAAGGAAGGCGUUCGUCUAUCUGAAACAAAAGAUGCAAUCUUGACCUUGUGCGAUUGGGAUGGUACCUGGUGUGCACCACCAAUUUGGGAGGAGCGUGGAGCUUUCGAUUCUGCUUACAUUCCAUCUUACAUUCGUGAGUGGUCUAACAAUGUCAGCCCUGUGCAGCCAGUCACAAUUACCAUCGACACCUCUGCCGAAGGAUUUAGAUCUGGCGAAUAUGUUGUCAAUAACGUCGUCCUUUCCAAAGCACCCCAUCAUGAGCCAACAAUUCCUGAUAUCUUGAAUGCCUCCGAUGAACAAAAGAGACUCCAUCAGACUGCAGCCAAAAACGCAGCAGCUUACUUCCAGAAGGUAGAGCGGGCUCGAAAAGCACAAGAACAAUCUGUCAUAGCAAGUAAUGCUCACUAUGAGCGGCAAAUGGCGGAAGACCCCGAGCCAAAUACAUCUGCUCCUAAAAUUGAGAUUUAUCUACGACCCGCCACUGAAGCUGAUACAAAGCAAAUUUUGGAGAUUUACAACCAUUACAUUUGCGAGUCUUAUAUUCCAGAGGAUCAAGUGCCAGUCACUGAUAAUGACAUUCUCUACCUCAUACAGGUCACCAAAAAAGAGAAGUUACCUUUCGUGGUUGCCGUCAAAGGUUGUAUUCCAGCGAAAUCCACCAAUCCAAAGGUUAAGACCAAGUUACCGCAGUAUGAGAAUAUCGUUGGCUUUGGUUACACUGAGAAUCGUGGCUGUGGAAUUACUGGAAAAUCUAACGGUCGAUCCAGAUUCACACACAAUCUACACUUUUAUGUUCACCCUGAAUAUACACGCAAGGGAAUUGGUGGCUGUGUUCUAGAUCGUCUCCUCGUGGUUUCAAGUCGUGCUUGGUCUAGUCAUGGUGGAUACAACUGGCUCAACCCUGAUAAUGAUCGUUCUUACGGCCACGGUUGUGGCGCCCGCUGUCACCAACUGAUCAUCGAGGUUCCCGUCAAAAAGGAUAACCUCGAUUACGAGUGGAUGAAAAAGUUCUUGCGUAACUUCUGGUUCCUGGAUGAAAUUCGACUCAUCUCUGUUGGUCGAACUUCUGUGUUGAAGAGUCCAGUAGAGUGGCUCGACGUCGUGCACUUCCAAAAGGAACUUGAGCAUUCAGGCGAAUUCACACAUAUGGUAUAG
Botrytis deweyae is the source of this 3045-nucleotide messenger RNA. RefSeq lists its product as uncharacterized. The record is from RefSeq and is a predicted model, not a curated record. Bases 1 to 3045 code for a protein of 1014 amino acids. Lineage: Eukaryota; Fungi; Ascomycota; Leotiomycetes; Helotiales; Sclerotiniaceae. The transcript has 8 exons. Gene Ontology annotation, molecular function: acyltransferase activity, transferring groups other than amino-acyl groups.